Colletotrichum scovillei is the source of this 2525-nucleotide messenger RNA. Its product is annotated as LMBR1 domain-containing protein. Bases 184 to 2283 code for a protein of 699 amino acids. The transcript is spliced from 2 exons. Lineage: Eukaryota; Fungi; Ascomycota; Sordariomycetes; Glomerellales; Glomerellaceae. The record is from RefSeq and is a predicted model, not a curated record. Gene Ontology annotation, cellular component: membrane.
GGUGCGCAUGCGCUUUCUUGGAGAGUCUUCCGGCGCGCAUUACGAAGCCUUUCCACCCGACGAAAUUCUUUUCUUCUUUCCUAGCACAACGGAAGGAAUACAACAUCUGCGACGACAACCUUCGAAAGACCGAUACAAGUUGGAAACGCAGCGCCUCAUGGACGCUGUCUCGACCACGACACAAUGUUCCACGUCGUGAGCGCCUCGUCGCCGGUGCCAUCGGAAAUCUUUGCGCUCCUUGCGCUCCUCGUUAUUUCCGUCAUCGUCCUAUUGAUUCUGCGCCAUUUCCUACCCUUGCGAACGACUCCCGCCUUCUACCUGGUUCCAAUCUUCUUCGCAUUAUGGCUGCCCGCGUGCAUGGUACUGCUUGUACCGAUCGAUUUGGCUUCAAGCGCUAGGACCGACGAUGAGGCCACGCGCGGUAUCUGGCUCCCCCAGAGAUUGUUACUUGUGUCGUGGAGGAUUACUUACUGGCUCACUUUCGCCUUGACAUGGUUCAUCCUCCCCAUCCUUGGCGAAUACUCCGAUUCCGGCUACCGCGAACCGCAAGACAGUCUCAAGUACUCACUCCGUCAAAAUGCGCAAUACCAUGCGAUGGUGUUCGGAUCUGCUGCUAUCGGCCUCACAUACCUUUUCGCCAGAUAUGGCGUCGGCGCCUUCGAGUUCAAAGCCUCCUUCAUGGCACUCGCAUAUUUCUACGGCUUGGUUUUCGCGAUAUACCUCAUGGGACACGGCUUGGUCUCUGUGCCCCGGCGACUACUUCGGUACGCAUCUAUUAGCGGAAGACUGCGUCGACUUCAAAUCCGUGCACCGAAACUAUACGAAAAGAUGGAGGAUUCCCUGCUGAACCUGGAGGAUGUCGAAUUGCAAGUAUCGGAGCUCGGCCGUCGGAAGACCGGCAGCGCAGUCAAAUUCAGCGAGUGGAUCGACGAGCUCGUUGAAAGCGCCAAUAUGCCCGAAUCCCAGCCGCGCACCGUCGUUGGCGACACGCGCGCUCUGCCAACCGUUAUCACAGAGAAGUUCAUGGCGGACUUGUCUCGGAAGCUGAUGCGAGCUCGGCACACGCGGUCCCGUUACGUGAACGAGUGGAACGAUUUGUUGAAGGAUGCCUCUGACACGCAAGCAAUUCUCGACUCCGCCGCCUCCAAGAAGCUGACGUUUGCCGCCCCUUCACCCCACGCUGGGUUCUGGGAUCGAUUCACCGUCCACACGCCGUACUCCAGGUACAUUUACUAUUACCAUUUUGAGCCUUAUGCCUGCAUUGCCCUGGGCGUGUUUCUGGCAGCCGCUUCCGUUCUGAUCAUCUGGUCUGAAUUGGUCAAAGCCGCCUUCCCUCAGCUGUCCGUCAUCCGUCUAACCGUUGUCCAUCACUGGGUCGGAGAGAAGGGCCAAGUUGGUUUCGCUGGUCAACUUAUCUCGGUUCUCUGGCUACUCUACAUGUGUGCGGCCACCUUUAUCACUAUGACGGAGGUAAAGACUUGGCGCGGGCGUGCACUCGUGAAGCGCAAUACGGCAUACGAAUCGGCAUUUUGGUACUCUGGACAAGUUGCGAAGCUCAGCGUUCCUCUGUCAUACAACUUCAUGACUUUCCUGUCUGGCGAGAUCUACAAGAAGACACGAUUCUAUGGCUUCCUCGGAACGCUGGUCAACUUUACCCCGCUAGGCCGCUGGGCAGACUACCUUUUUCCCGUUUUUGUAUUGCUCCCAGUGGCGGCCACUCUAUUUGGCUUGUACGGGAAGGUCAAGCGCAUGUUUGGCUUCGGUGGCGAAUUCAUCGAUGAUGAUGACGAGAACGGCGAUGGACGGGUGUUUGGCACAGGGUCAUGGAGGGAAGGUCGCGAUCUCAUUGAGCGCGAGCUGGGCGGCAACUCUGCCUUGCGUCGUCGUGAAGAGGCUUUCGCUAGGCUAGAGUCGGGCGGAAGAUCCGCUCCUGUCCUGACGAUUCCUGGCGGACGCAACGGCCUCGCAUCAUCUCCAGCGAGGUCUCCUGUGCGGGCCACUACUAACCGCCAACCAGGCCAAUCGUCCCGAAACAGGCCGUACCGUGAUGAGCCGGAGGAAGACCAGAACUUUUUUGAGUCUCUGGGUCAUCGGAUGAAAAACACGAUGGACACCUUUGAGCCCCCACAGUGGUUCCAAGACAUCAAGAAACCCAAGUGGAUGGGUGGCGAUGAUGACGAGCCAGGAAACGGUAGCGGCAGUGGUAACGGCGGCGGGGUCGAGUCUGACAUUCGACGCUGGUUCGGUGGUGGCGGUAGUAGCGAAGGACGAGUCCGGCUGUGAAUUCUCUUUUUCCCUUUGUUGCUUUUGAGUAUCACCACGUUGCACGACAUUUGGAGUCUCUACCAAGAGCUGGGGAGAACGCAUCGUUAGGAGUUUUGGCUUCAUAUUCCCGCGCCUGGGGCUUUGGGACGUAGCUGUAACCAAACGCACCAAAUUGGCAGGGGUAAAUAGAAUGGUUUAAUAGCGGUGCGAGACCCAGCACCUGUUUAUGAGAUAGAAUUACGUUCCAUAGAUUCCCCACA